Messenger RNA from Bufo gargarizans (Asiatic toad), 1705 nucleotides. It is a transcript of the gene FDXR, whose product is annotated as ferredoxin reductase. Gene Ontology annotation, biological process: ubiquinone biosynthetic process. The transcript is spliced from 12 exons. Gene Ontology annotation, cellular component: mitochondrion. The coding region runs from base 64 to 1551 and encodes 495 amino acids. Lineage: Eukaryota; Metazoa; Chordata; Amphibia; Anura; Bufonidae. The record is from RefSeq and is a predicted model, not a curated record.
GGAGUGUGGGCGGGGCGGAGCUCUCACCACAGUCCCCGGCUGCACUGUGGCCUGGUAUGCGGCAUGGCUGCUCGGUGGAGCUGGAUGUGGCGCCUUCCUCGCUGCCCUCUCCUCGGCAGGAAUCUUCCCGGGACUGGAAGACUGGGUGUAGAACGAAGACUUUCUUCCAAGUCGCAGACACCCCAGAUCUGCAUAGUUGGCAGCGGCCCAGCCGGAUUUUACACCGCGCAGCACCUGUUGAAGCACCACACACAAGCCGUAGUUGAUAUUUAUGAGAAGCUGCCUGUACCAUUUGGCCUGGUCCGAUUUGGCGUGGCACCAGAUCAUCCUGAAGUCAAAAAUGUUAUUAACACUUUUACACAAACUGCCAACUCUGAGCGCUGCAACUUUUUAGGAAAUGUGACAGUCGGAAGAGAUGUAACCGUCGAGGAGCUGCAGGAAGCCUAUCAUGCUGUAGUGCUGAGCUAUGGAGCAGAAGAUAAGAGGGAGCUGGAGAUCCCCGGAGAGCAGCUUCAAGGGGUAUAUUCAGCCAGAGACUUUGUCGGCUGGUACAAUGGACUUCCAGACAAUAGACAUUUGUCCCCAGAUCUGAGCAGCGAGACGGCUGUCAUCUUAGGACAAGGAAAUGUUGCACUGGACAUUGCAAGAAUGCUGCUUUCCCCUCUUGAACUGUUAAAGAAAACCGACAUCGCACAACCUGCUCUUGAAGCCUUAUCCCAAAGUCGCGUCAAGAAAGUCUGGCUGAUUGGACGUCGUGGACCUCUGCAGGUGGCAUUCACCAUAAAGGAAUUACGAGAGAUGAUUAACCUGCCAGGAACUCGUACGAUCAAUGACCCUUCUGAUUUCCAAGGCCUUGGGGACAUUUUAAAAGACCUCCCUAGGCCAAGGAAACGACUUACAGAACUGCUGGUAAAGUCAGCACUGGAGACGCCUGGAGAUAAAGAGGCCGCUCGUAGGGCUCAGUGUAGCAGAGAAUGGGGUCUGCGUUUCUUCCGCAGCCCGGUCGCCGUGCUUCCCAGUGAAGAUGGAAAAAGAGCCGCAGGGAUCCGGCUAUCGGUCACUCGACUUGAGGGAUCUGGGGAGAGUACAGUGGCUGUUCCUACAGGAGAAACAGAAGAUGUAUCUUGUGGCCUUAUUUUCAGCAGCAUUGGGUAUAGAAGUGUCCCUAUCUCUCCAGGUGUGCCUUUCCUUCCCAAGCAGGGCAUCAUUCCAAAUAAUUUGGGAAGGGUGCACGGGGAGCCAGCAGGACUGUACUGCAGCGGCUGGGUGAAAAGGGGUCCCACAGGUGUCAUCACAACUACAAUGACAGACAGUUUUGACACAGCACAGGCUUUGAUGGAGGACAUGAAGUCGGGGGCAUUGAAGUUGUCAGAUUCUCGAGCAGGAGCCUCAGCAGUUCGAGAGCUUCUUCUUCUCAGAGGAGUUCAAACUGUCUCCUUCUCAGACUGGGAAAAGAUAGAUGCGAUGGAGACAGAUCAAGGUGAGAAGGUGGGAAAACCUCGAGAAAAGAUUUUAGACACAGAAGAGAUGCUGCGGUUGGUUUCUCGAUGAUGAAUUUUCGUGCAUUAGACUUCACAGUCUCGGACUUGCAGAAAAGGAGAUCAGUGACGUAUACAUACAAUUACCUCACAUCCCCUAUAUUUUUGUAAAUAGUUUUUUUAGUUAUUAAAUGUAUAUUAAAAUAUUUUAUUAUACUGCUAUUUAA